AUGAAUAGCGUAGGGGAGGCCUGCACGGACAUGAAGCGCGAGUACGAUCAGCGCUUCAAUCGCUGGUUUGCCGAGAAGUUCCUCAAGGGGGACGGCUCCGGAGACCCGAGCACCGACCUCUUCAAGCCCUAUCAGCAGUGUGUUCAGAAAGCAAUAAAGGAGAAAGAGAUUCCCAUUGAAGGACUGGAAUUCAUGGGCCAUGGCAAAGAAAAGCCUGAAAGCUCUUCUUGACCUUGACAGUCACCUUGAAAAUAGACUCCUCCAAUCAGGAAAUUGAGGACACUGGAUUUCGUCAAUUAAGGCUGUGAAAAUAGCCAUCGAUUUGAUGAGUUUAGGAGGGAGGAGUUUGCUUUCCUUCUUGAUUUCCUCUCACUUGUAAAAGAUGAUGAACCAUCACUCUUUGCUAUGAGAUGAUUUCUCACUUGCUCUGGCAUCUUGCAGGAACUCCAUGUGCUUAAACUGAAUGACUUCUUGGGAUUAUGGUUGCAAUACUUGGUCUGGGAUCAGCUUUAAAUAUCCUUUGUAUGUAAAUACUGAUAAACUUGUCAGGAUGAUCAGGGUUGCCUGACCUCUUGAGUUUUGCUGCAAAGGACAUUAGGUACAUUGUACUAGGGUUAUUAUUCA
This is a messenger RNA of Neomonachus schauinslandi (Hawaiian monk seal), 624 nucleotides long. Its product is annotated as TP53-regulated inhibitor of apoptosis 1-like. The record is from RefSeq and is a predicted model, not a curated record. Lineage: Eukaryota; Metazoa; Chordata; Mammalia; Carnivora; Phocidae. The coding region runs from base 1 to 231 and encodes 76 amino acids. The transcript has a single exon.